AUGCGCUGUACUUCAUCCAAACAAGUAGCGAUUGUUGGCACUGGUGCCGUUGGAUCAACCAUUGCCUUGUGCACCAUGAUGAAAAAUGUAGCAUCUGAACUUUUACUCGUCGAUAGUGCAAGGGAUUUUGCACGGGGUCAAAGCAUGGAUUUAAACGACGCAAAUAUCGUCAACAGCACCAAAAUUCGUGACGGAACACUCAAAGAAGCAGGCCAAGCCGAAGUGAUCGUGAUUACUGCCGGUGCCAAGCAAGGACCCGGGGAGUCCCGACAACAGCUCGUUGACCGAAAUUACGACGUUUUGAAAGAAGUGAUUGGUGGCAUGCAGCCAAUCCGACGAGAUGCUAUCAUGAUGUUGGUGUCGAACCCUGUGGACGUGUUGACUUCAAUUGCUCAAAAUUUAUCAGGUUUGCCGCGCAAACAAGUGUUUGGCUCAGGCACUUUUUUGGACACGUCUCGGUUGACGGUAUAUCUGUCUGAUUUGCUCAAUGUCUCUGCAACAUGCGUCCACGCCUAUGUGUUGGGAGAGCAUGGUGAUAGCCAAUUCAUUGCAUGGGACGCAGCUUCUAUAGCUGGGCGACCUUUACUCUCGUUCCCAGAGAUUAAAAAUGUCGACAAGGAAAAGGUUCGGUUGACCAUUUCAAACAAGGCAAUGGACAUCAUCCAGCACAAGGGUUCAACUUACUAUGGCAUCGGUGCAUGUGGCGCUUCCCUAUGCGAAUCGAUAUUGCGGAAUUCGUUGGAUGUUCGGCCACUCUCUGUCUAUGUGGAUGAAGUGGACACAGUUAUUUCAGUGCCUGCAAAACUAGGUGCUGCCGGAAUUGAACAAAUCAUGCCGAUACCCUUGGCGCCAAACGAGCAAAAGCAGUUUUUGGAAAGUGCAGCGACAUUGAAAGCUAUCGGACAAAGAUAUAGCUAA
Zychaea mexicana is the source of this 918-nucleotide messenger RNA. Its product is annotated as lactate dehydrogenase B. Gene Ontology annotation, cellular component: cytoplasm. Gene Ontology annotation, molecular function: L-lactate dehydrogenase (NAD+) activity. The transcript is spliced from 3 exons. Lineage: Eukaryota; Fungi; Mucoromycota; Mucoromycetes; Mucorales; Lichtheimiaceae. The record is from RefSeq and is a predicted model, not a curated record. Bases 1 to 918 code for a protein of 305 amino acids. Gene Ontology annotation, biological process: carboxylic acid metabolic process.